GCCGUGAGAGAUGGGGACACACUGAGUGCAGAGGACUGGCCACGGACCUAGGUGCUUUCCUUAUGAAAAGGACUACUGAUGCCCGCAAUCAGACACUUAUAUUUUAUAGAUUAUUCUUUAUCCUCUCGUUGAAGAACUACAGAAAAACAGUUUUCCUGUUGCCAGUGCGUAUUUUUGCAAUGCAGGACAGAUAGUGUUUCAUCACUUUGGACAUUUAUUGAUUGUGCCACGCCACAAAAAAGGAGAGGAUUUUAAUUACCUUUUGGAUAUUAAAGUCAUCGAUUUAACCACUCAUCUACACUAGAAUCGUCUUGAGCCUCUGGAAAUUGCCUACAAAAAUGGCGCAAAGGUACGACGACUUGUCUCAUUACGGAGGAGCGAUGGAUGGAGUUGGAGUCCUGACAUCUAUGUACGGAGACCCCCACGCAACACGGCCCCUGCCUCAGGUCCACCACCUGAACCACGGGCUGCACCCAACGCAGCACUAUGGUGCACACGCGCCGCACAACAUUAUGCCUAGCAGCAUGGGCAGCGCUGUCAACGAUGCACUAAAGAGAGACAAGGACCAAAUCUACGGCCACCCUUUAUUCCCACUAUUGGCUCUGGUGUUCGAGAAGUGCGAGCUGGCAACCUGCACGCCGAGGGAGCCAGGGGCGGCGGGGGGAGACGUCUGCUCAUCCGACUCCUUCAAUGAAGACAUAGCCGUAUUUGCAAAACAGAUCCGCGCAGAGAAGCCUCUAUUUUCUUCUAAUCCAGAGCUUGAUAACUUGAUGGUUCAAGCGAUUCAAGUCCUUCGAUUUCAUCUGCUGGAACUGGAGAAGGUUCAUGAGCUCUGUGAUAACUUCUGCCACCGGUACAUCAGCUGCCUUAAGGGCAAAAUGCCCAUCGACCUGGUCAUUGAGGAGCGGGACGUCUGCAAGUCGGACUUUGACGACCUCUCCGGAUCCUCGACCAACAUCGCAGAUCAUAACCCAGCGUCCUGGAGAGACAUGGAUGACACCCACUCCACACCUUCUGUUGGCACCCCGGGACCCUCCAGUGGGGGACACGUCUCUCAUAGUGGUGACAACACCAGUGAACUCGGAGAUGCCCUCGACAACAGCUUGGCAUCACCAGGCACAGGGGACGAGGAUGACCAGGACAAGAAGAGGCAGAAGAAACGAGGCAUCUUCCCCAAAGUAGCUACAAAUAUAAUGAGAGCUUGGCUCUUCCAGCACCUAACACAUCCAUACCCUUCAGAGGAGCAGAAAAAGCAGCUGGCACAAGACACAGGCCUCACCAUACUUCAAGUGAACAACUGGUUCAUCAAUGCAAGGAGGAGAAUAGUCCAGCCUAUGAUUGACCAGUCCAACAGAGCAGUGAGUCAGGGUACAACUUACAGUCCUGAUGGCCAGCCAAUGGGAGGCUUUGUUAUUGAUGGGCAGCAGCACAUGGGACUCCGACCCGGGGGGCCGAUGGGUGGUAUGGGUAUGAACAUGGGCAUGGACGGGCAGUGGCACUACAUGUAAAUCCACUACACUGAGGCAAGCCUGAAAAAUAUGGGAUAACUUCCAUGGUGGACUCAGGGAUCUUCUUCUUGCUGUGGAGCUCAGAUGAGUGGAGCUGCCUCCGCAACCACCAUCUCUAACCCACCUGACCGGUCUCCCACUUCAACACUCCCACCUCACCUUUUCCAAACGCACACUGUGCGGUAUAUCACCACGGAAACGGCUGUGCUCUGCGCCAGAGUUUGCCCACAAAACUUGACUUGUAACGGAACAGACUUUGAGCCCCCUCGGCCUGUUGCAUAUACUUUGAGAUGAAGACUGAUCAUUCAUUUUUAAAUUAUUUAUUUAUUUUUCUAAAAUGGGGGAAAAGGGGAAGACAACAUUCUCUCUUCUUUUUCUAUUUCCGAAAUAAAGGGACCGCUCCCAUGCCCUAUGCCCACCUUCUCCAAAAACAUAGUGUACGAGGAUACCAUAAACACACACACACACAUAAUGAACAAAGGAGACACUGCAAAUCUUUGUAAAAAUGAUGAGAGUUUUAAUUGUUGUGUUGUAUAGAUGCUUUUAAUUUGUCUGUUCUACGUUUUGCGCGUGUAAUCACUGAUGUUAGAGAGCUUUUACAACUGACAUGGUUCAUAAAUCCCAACGAAAACCACGAUGGAAUGAAUACAAAAUAUCUGAAUAUGUGUUUAUGUUCUUCAUGCACUGCUAUUCUUUUUUAUUUGAGUUUACUUGUUCUUAUGAAUUGGAUUUGUCAAGACAUGACUUAGUUGAGAAUGAGAUCAAUUUUUUUGACGAUGUUUUGUAUAGUUUUAGCACGAAAAAGAAAUUUGCACUAAACCCAAAAUAAAGAGUAAAUUGAGCAAGACAAAACAAGGAUUUGUGUUUUAAUAUGAGGAGCAAAUGAAUGCCUAAUUCCGAUGCAUUCUGGUCCACAUUGAACAUCCGAAGAGAAAGCUAGGUCAGUGUAGGUGUUAGAGAAAAUGGUAUAAGCAACGACACUAGUUGGUGGAGCAGGUCACGCAGCCAGCUUUGGUUCGAUAUGAGACGGGAUUGCGGCUGUCUAAGGUAUUCGAUUGAUGGUGACAAGAAUGAUGGAUGGCCUGGAGACUAAAUUCAAGGAAGUCAGAGUGAAAUCAGAGGCUGCGGCACCCGCCAGCUUUCACUAAAUAUUGUGGUUUCUAUUUAGUCUACCUCAGUAAUGGUUCGAUGCAUAUAUGUUUGUGUGUGAAGCGAAGAGACCAAUAUGUGGUCCGAGAUCAAUUAAAACAAAAUUAAGGGUUAUUCAUAGAAAUGUUUAAAUGUCUUUGUUUUUAUUGAAAUACUGACGAUUUUAAAUGUAUAUAUUUACAGGGUAUUUUCUUGUUUAUUUUUAUCAUGUCUCCUCCUCCACAUUUGCUUUACAGGACAAUAUAAUAAAUACCGAUAAUGAAGGCGUUGGAACUCCUGUUCUUUUAUCACUGUCAGCCUAUCCUCUUCGGGGGGAGACAUUAUGAGAGCCGAAGAAGGCCUAAACAAUUUCAUUUUAUUUGAUAAAAUUAUAACGCGCUUUGUUUUGGCUUUGUACCAUAUCUAAAUUAUUGGUAACAAAUUUACAACAACAAUCAUAAUGAUGAUAAUAACAGUAAAAUCCAUAACAUGAAUAACAAUAAUAAUAAUAACAGUAAUCAAUAUACAAUUAUUAUUAAUAUAUAUUGCUCUAAUUGUAAGGGAGCAUCAUUUUAUAAGUGA
Molecule: messenger RNA, 3218 nt
Organism: Pungitius pungitius (ninespine stickleback)
Lineage: Eukaryota; Metazoa; Chordata; Actinopteri; Perciformes; Gasterosteidae
Gene: meis2b
Product: Meis homeobox 2b
Exons: 13
Coding region: 339-1508 (389 amino acids)
Biological process (GO): embryonic pattern specification; positive regulation of transcription by RNA polymerase II; brain development
Molecular function (GO): RNA polymerase II cis-regulatory region sequence-specific DNA binding; DNA-binding transcription activator activity, RNA polymerase II-specific
Source: RefSeq, a predicted model, not a curated record